UUCUCAACAAUCUCUCUCUCUCUCGCUAAUUCCAGUCUCUUACGACUCAUAAAUCUUUCUCUCUGAUUUCGUUUAAUUUUACUCCGACAAUGGAUACUGAAUCUAUCAAACUCGAUGUUCAUGUAACCGCCUGGUCUCAUACUCCACCGUCAGGGUUCGACGAAUUUAUCAGAGACGGGAACGAUGAUAGCGUCACGAGUCUCGGAUCUUACCGGGAUCCUUCUCGAGUAAUCUUUCUAAAAUUCCAAAACUUUGAACCAAACUACGUCUAUCAACUUCUCCAAAGCCAACUCCUCGAUCAUGUCUUGUCCGAACAAAUAGCUUAUCUUGUCGAAACCCACCGGCUAAGAAGUCAAAGUUCUGACUUGCCACAACAACCUAUAUCCAUGAGAGUCACCGUCAAAUUGACACAGAAGGUAUACGACGUUGUGUCUUGUAGUUCUGCUCCGUCGACAACAGAUUUGGGCAAAGAAGAAGAAUUGGAGACAUGUGCCAUCUGUUUGGAAAAUCUGUUGAGGAGAUCAAAGGAUUACAGACAAAUGCCUAAUUGUUCACAUUGUUUUCAUGAACAAUGUGUCACUAAGUGGUUGGUUCCUCAAAAUAACUCUUGCCCUCUCUGUCGCCGACCUAUUAGGAACAACCACAGUGAAACGGAGUCUAAUUAGGGUUUCAAAAUAGUAUGUUUUAUUUUUUUGUAGUCUUAAUGAUAUUUUGUUUAUUUGUGUCGGAAAUCUAUUUAGGGUUUUCACGUAUGUUUUGUCUAAGAGACGAACUAAGAGCCUAAAAGGCUAAUUAGGGUUUUUCAUAGUUUAUGUAUCUGUUUUUGUUGGCAAUAUGUAAUGCAGUUUAAUUUGAUUUAGUGAACUUCAGAUUCUCUAUACUCGAAUUUCACAUUAAUAAUUUCAUUUACAAGUU
Arabidopsis arenosa is the source of this 915-nucleotide messenger RNA. NCBI's taxonomy places the organism in Eukaryota, Viridiplantae, Streptophyta, Magnoliopsida, Brassicales, Brassicaceae. The record is from the annotation of a GenBank genome assembly.